AUGUCCAAAAUCCACAUCCGUACCAAUAACGCGCCGGCACCCGCCCCCUUCCUUUCCCAGGCCACGGUCGUCGGGAAUAUUGUCUUCUGUUCUGGCCAACUGGGCAUCGAUCCCAAGACAGGGAAGAUGGUUGAGGGUACAGUGAAAGACCGAACUCGCCAAAUCAUCAAGAACUUGUCCGCGGUGCUCGAAGCAAGCGGCUCGAGUCUAGCCGACGUUGCGAAGGUGAACGUCUUCCUAGCCGAUAUGAAGGACUUCCAGGAUAUGAAUGAGGUUUACAUGGAGGGCUUUCCAGAGCCGAGACCGGCGCGAACGUGCGUGUGUGUUAAGACCUUGCCCAUGAACUCCGACGUAGAGAUUGAGUGCUCAGCUGUUGUGACGCGACCCACCAAGGCGAAGCUUUGA
Molecule: messenger RNA, 405 nt
Organism: Aspergillus nidulans FGSC A4
Lineage: Eukaryota; Fungi; Ascomycota; Eurotiomycetes; Eurotiales; Aspergillaceae
Exons: 4
Coding region: 1-405 (134 amino acids)
Source: RefSeq, a predicted model, not a curated record